ACGGUGUAACGGAGCUGUUACUGAACAUGGUCUCCGAUGGCAUCUCUUCUCUGAGAGGCUGUCUGUGGCAGUGUCCUCCCUCCGGCAGCAGCAGGGAGGUGAUGUCAGACAGACAGGCAGACAGACAGACAGCUACAACAGAUCACUGACAGAGACAUACAGGAUCCUGCGGAACCCUCUCAAAAUCCAUCUUCAUCCGUACUGAAUUAAAGCGUAGCCAUCUCAAAAACAGCAGGAGCAUAAAGUACACACUUCUACCUUUCUAACGAGUGCUUUAUUAGCACGGCAUGACGUUAUUAGGAUUUUAAAACAAGAGGCGAAAGAUUGUGAGAGCUGACUUGACUAUCCGGAGAGGACAUACUACAGAACAGAGGACACUGUUCAUCUUAUCUGAAAGGAGGUUUCAUGUUUCGGAUGCUGAACAGGCUGGGGCUGUGAACCUGAACGUUAUUUUGGUGAAAUUUGGGAGCUAGCGAGCUGCUUGCUAGCCGAGACCAUGGAGCUGAGAGUGGGGAACAGAUACAGACUGGGCAGGAAGAUUGGAAGUGGAUCAUUUGGGGACAUCUAUCUGGGAACUGAUAUCUCCGUGGGAGAGGAGGUCGCCAUCAAGCUGGAAUGUGUGAAGACCAAACACCCCCAGCUCCACAUAGAGAGCAAAAUCUACAAGAUGAUGCAGGGUGGAGUGGGCAUCCCGACGAUAAAGUGGUGCGGGGCGGAGGGGGACUAUAAUGUGAUGGUGAUGGAGCUGCUGGGGCCCAGCCUGGAGGAUCUGUUCAACUUCUGCUCCCGGAAGUUCAGCCUCAAGACAGUCCUGCUGCUGGCUGACCAGAUGAUCAGCCGCAUCGAAUACAUCCACUCCAAGAACUUCAUCCACCGAGACGUGAAGCCGGACAACUUCCUGAUGGGGCUGGGCAAGAAGGGCAACCUGGUCUACAUCAUCGACUUCGGCCUGGCCAAGAAGUACCGCGACGCGCGCACACACCAGCACAUCCCCUACCGCGAGAACAAGAACCUGACCGGCACCGCCCGCUACGCCUCCAUCAACACUCACCUGGGCAUUGAACAGUCCAGGCGGGACGACCUGGAGUCCCUGGGCUAUGUCCUCAUGUACUUCAACCUGGGCUCUCUGCCCUGGCAGGGCCUCAAGGCUGCCACCAAGAGGCAGAAGUAUGAACGCAUCAGUGAGAAGAAGAUGUCCACGCCCAUCGAGGUCCUCUGCAAAGGAUACCCAUCGGAGUUCGCCACCUACCUGAAUUUCUGCCGCUCGUUGCGCUUCGACGACAAGCCCGACUACUCGUACCUCCGCCAGCUCUUCAGGAACCUGUUCCAUCGACAGGGCUUCUCCUACGACUACGUCUUCGACUGGAACAUGCUCAAAUUUGGUGCCAACCGAGCCGUGGAGGAUGCAGAGAGGGAGCGGCGGGAGCGUGAGGAGCGUCUGAGGCACAGCAGGAACCCCGGGGCCCGGGGCAUUCCCUCGGCCUCAGGCAGAGCCAGGGCAACACAGGAAGUCGCAGCCCCCUCCCCACUCAACCCCGCCUCACACACAGGUUUAGAGAAGGAGAGGAAGGUGAGCAUGCGUCUUCAUCGCGGAGCGCCAGUCAACAUCUCCUCUUCAGACCUGACGGGACGCCAGGACACGUCCCGCAUGUCCUCACAGGCUCUGUCCUCCCGAGUCACACCCAGCGGCCUCCAGUCUGCAGCUCCACGGUGAAAGCUGCCAAAAACAUCCACCUGUGCACCAUGGAGGCCUCAACAUGCACCGCCUGCCUGCAGCACACACACACAAACACACAAACACACACACAUACACUUUCAUGUAUACACACAGGACUGUUAAAUGACAGAGGGGGACUACCAUCCAAUGCACCAGAAGAGUCUGGCUGCUCUCUUGUUCACUUUACAGAGGAAGAGCUGCACAACCAGGAGUGUCUGGUGUGUGUCUGUAUGUGAGCACCUCCCCCCCUCCCUGAAGCCUUGGAUCUUCUUUUUUUAACCUUUUUGGUUUUACUUUAUUUUUUGUUCUUUAGCAUUAAAACCUUUCUUCCACCACUGAUCAGACUUCACCAGGGUCUGUUGUCGUAGGACUUUUUGGAAAACUGGAAGAGACACGAUCCAUCUUUGCAUUGUUAAAGGACAGUGCCUAAACUCUAAUGUUUGUCCUGAACGACUCCUUGAAUCCCACAAGUCUGUUUUUGUUUAGAUGUUUGAGGUUUAAAUGUUAAGGUAGGCAUUGUUUUAAAAAUGGGACAAGAGGUCUUUUUAAUGUUCUAGUUUCAAAGGUGUCUUUUCUUUUUUUUUUGUCCUCCUCAGGUGCGUGUUGUAUUUGAUCCGAAAACACGCAGCACACUCUCUGUCCGUGUACAGGCUGUGACUGCAGUGUGCUGCUUGGGAAAUCUGUGAAUGGAUGACAUGUUGUUUUUAAUCUGUGCGUAGUGAUGUGCUUUGUGUGGUUCUGUCUUAGGGUUAUACAAGAACAUGUCAGGGUGUAUUUUCUUUUAGGGUUCCUUACUCCUCAGCCCCUUAACUGCUUUUUACACCACAUAACAUCUGCCUCCAUUUUUUUCAAGUCCACCUCUGGCCAUUUUCUACCGAGACCUCGACAAACUCUGUAUUAUCGGUGGACUCAGCAUUUCAGGAAGUUACAACUUCCUCCUUCUUUGCAAAAAAAAAAACAACCUCACAGAUGCCAACAAAACUGUCUUUUCCAAUGGAAUGACUGUUCUUCAGCGCAGAUAAAUCCACGGCCGUUCUCACCGCGGUCACAUAGUGGUGAAUAUUAUUUGCUUGUUUGCUGGAUUGUAUUUCAGAAAUGCAUUCACAUAAAGGAAGCAUUUCUUCUUUUAAAGCUGCCUUCAUAUGAUGCGCGAUGCUUCUAUGGUUAGCGGCCCUGCUAGCUACUGUAACUGGUAUUUGAUUAGUUGCGCUUCGAAAGGUCAGCAGCGAGUUUGGUCAGAAUAGCAUUUAUUCUCUUAAAGUUGCCUUCACAUUAUGCGCAAUUUAAACCUCACUUACUGAAGUUAGGCAUGUAGCAUUGCAGCGAAAACAGCUAGCUAGUUUUGCUAGUAUGGUAACUUUUUCUGCUAGCUAGCACCGCUAAGUACAGCGGUUAUCUGAUUGGUUGCGCAACAAUCAAGCUAAACAACAUGUUAAGAAUUUGAAGUUUGGGCACAGCAAAACAUCACUUCUGCGAGUUUAGUUGGAAUAGCAUUUCUCCUCGCCUGUAGCCGCCUUCACAUAUUCAGCAGUUUUUGUUUCUAUAGUUAGCUCCCCUGCUAGCUUGCGCCGCUACAUGCAGCUGGUAUGUGAUUGCUCUGCGAGUUUGGUCGAUAUCAAAGCAUUUCUUCUCGCGUAAAGGUGCCUCCUCCUGUUACGCGAUUAAAGGGUAAGCCUUGCAGGAAAACAGCUAGCUAGCUUCUACGGUAACCUCCCCUGCUGGCUUGCACCGCUAUUAAAAGCUGGUUGAAAGGUAAUCGACAAUCGAGAUCGAAAGAAAUGUCAACUCUGCAAUUUCAAGCAGUGGGCGAAGCCAAGGACCGCUCUCUUCAUAGAAACAGCACAAUGUCAACACAGCUGUUUUCCCGCUGAGUUUGUGAAGGCAGCUUCAUCCAAAUAAUUCCUGUUAGGACUUCGCUACGUGAUUGUACAGUACACAACAGAAGUGAAGCCAUGCAGCUCACACGAUUCAUUUUUGACAUGAAACAAAAAUAAAAGGCACUCGUUUGGAUCAGUAAAUGUGAGAGUCCAGGUAGAAAAUGGACCGCCAUGCUUUUACGAGGCUUUACGGACGUAAGGAGGUCAUGGAGAGCUGUCUUAAGAAAGCGUGUACGAGCCAUGUGGGACUUUUUCGGUCACCUGUGAAUGACCAAUGAAUCCUGCAGACUUUAAAGUAGAAGAAUCCUUGAUGUGAUAGACUGGUUGUAGGCUGUAAUCGUGGGAGGGUGGGAUGGGGGGGUUGUACAUGCUUGUUCUGUUGUUGUGUAUAAGGUGUUACUGUCUGCCACGUCCGGAUGAUGGAGGCGGAAUACGGAGGGAUUGGAAAAUGCCUCAUUACACACCUCACAUGGGGGCUUGAAAAACAAUCUCAGAAAGUGGCCAAUGAGCUUGUCUCACUGACGCUGGCGAUGAUAGAUACAGGGACACUUAAUAAGGGAUAAUAGUUUUUUCCAUGUCUGCUUCUCACUUCUUUUCUUAGUUUGUCACCUCCGGUCCAGUUUUGCUUUGAACUGCGCAGCGGAUUUAUCUCUUACUGUGGAUUCAAGGGAAAUCUUUCUUUCCACUCCCACCUUAAGACUUAUGCUCCUCAUUUGUAAUGCCACUGUAUUUGUGUAUUUUAAAAGUGUAAAUAAAUAAGUACUUGUA
Molecule: messenger RNA, 4362 nt
Organism: Eleginops maclovinus (Patagonian blennie)
Lineage: Eukaryota; Metazoa; Chordata; Actinopteri; Perciformes; Eleginopidae
Gene: csnk1da
Product: casein kinase 1, delta a
Exons: 9
Coding region: 497-1714 (405 amino acids)
Biological process (GO): spindle assembly; signal transduction; positive regulation of proteasomal ubiquitin-dependent protein catabolic process
Cellular component (GO): nucleus; cytoplasm; spindle microtubule
Molecular function (GO): protein serine/threonine kinase activity; ATP binding
Source: RefSeq, a predicted model, not a curated record